This is a messenger RNA of Planococcus citri (citrus mealybug), 3079 nucleotides long. RefSeq names its product quick-to-court (gene qtc). NCBI's taxonomy places the organism in Eukaryota, Metazoa, Arthropoda, Insecta, Hemiptera, Pseudococcidae. The transcript is spliced from 10 exons. The coding region runs from base 405 to 1916 and encodes 503 amino acids. The record is from RefSeq and is a predicted model, not a curated record.
AGUUAGCUCCAUUUACACGCCUUACGUAACUCAAAUUUUGUGUUUUUUUGCAAAAAAAAUUUGCCAAUGAUAAUAAAAAUUUUGUGAUAAUAAUAAACUCUACAUUCCACAUAACUUGACCGUCGCAAUUCAUUCACGUAAGUUAUAUCUAGACACCAGCUACGAAAUAUAUUCCUCAAGAGCAGCUGUUUAUAAUCUUCAAGAGUGUCAAUUGCCAUGGGAAUUUUCAUCAUGCCAUGGCCAUGGCAACAUUUGCGGAUGUUUUGUCAACCAUCGAACACUUUCGUCGAGUGGCUAUCGAAAAAUGCAAUUCUAUAGUAUCGAUAACAACUGAAGAAAUUUGAUUAUCACUUAAUCGAACAAUUAAGCUUUAUGGAAACGCGUCGUCGAAGCUAUUAAUUUCAAUGCUCGUAGCUAAACAAAUAAGUAAAAUGUCGACCGAAGAUCAAUCGCCAGAAGAAAAGAAAAGCAAGAAACCGAAUCGAAAUGAAUCUCAUAUACCAGUUCUUUCUCCAACCCAUUUUAAAAGGACCGGAUCACUGAAGCUGCGAAAUGAGAUGCGAAUGCCCCAUAAAACCGAACCCUCCUCGACUUCCACUCCACCACUGAGACGUCAUAGAAGUCUGCAAGGAUUAGCAUCACCGGUGUUACCGAGGAGGCUGGAUAAAAGCUACGAGAGAGACGAUGACUUAGAUUCUGAGAAAAGUUUCGGCAGUAGUUGUGGCAGCUUAUGUGGUCAUUCACCCUUUGCUCAUAAUGGCACUACGUACAGUGCUCGUAAUAUGAAGUACAUCUUCCAUUGUUCAGCGAAUAGCGGUAGCGAAGAGUAUCUGACACCGACUCAGAGAGCUAAUCGGACCAUUAAACGAUUAAGACGUAUGCUAGCCGAUGCUCAAUCCGAAUUGAUUGAAAAAGAUAAUGAAAUCAGUAGAUUAACGAAAGAGGUCGUAGAACUACGUUUGCUAAAAGCUGGUAACAUGGCGACCGGUGAUAAUUACGAUACCGGAGACGAAAUGGAUUUCGCCGAACCUGUCGUCAGUAAAAGUAGCCCUAGAUUUAUGGAUGUACUUCACGAAGAACUUGACAUGGCUAGUGGUCCCAUUGUACAAGAAGCUGGUGAGCAAAAUAAUACCUCGACUAAUCAACCGCAGGAUAUUCGAGGAGCUGUUCAGCUUCUGCCCGCUCAUCAUUCACCCUCUUUAGCGGAUUCGGGUAAUUUCGAAGACAUAAACUGUACGUUUGCUCAUACAUUGGAGAAAGAACUUGAAAGAUUACGACAGAAUUACGACGACAUGAGAGAAAAACACAACGAAAAAGUAGAACAACUAUUAAAAAUCAUCGCCGACUCGAACGAUCGAUAUUACGACCUGAAACCGAAACACGAUACUGCUGUGAUACGAAUAAAAGAACUGGAGAAGGAAAUUGAAUCUUUGAAAAGUAACGUAAUUCAGCAAGAUGAACUACAGAAGACUCUUUACUUACAAUUAUACGCCAAGCAGGAGAAAGUCGAAGAGUCAGUGAACGAGGUCGAAAAAGAUGUACCGCCCUUGGAAGAUGUUCCUGAAAAUGGUUCCCACGUCACUAAUUUAGUGGAGAAAUUGACCAUCACUAAAAAAGAGUUGGAAAGUGUCAAGGACAACGAAUAUAAAAACGAUGCUUUAUUAAGUGCCAGAGAAGCAAUUUCGUUGUGGAUCCUUGGUACUCGCAAGGCCAUGUAUCGAGCACUACUAGAAGCGAGUAAAAUAAAAAACGUCAACGAUGCCGAAAUGACGUUACGAUUUCUAAAAUCGGCCGUAUAUUAUUUCCUCACCGAUACCUCCAACUCUCGAGAUCAUUUGGCAGCUAUUGAAAGCAUAUUGGGAUACUCGGAUGAAGAAAAAAGUAGAAUUGAGAAAGUACAAGCGUGGAAGUAUUAAAAAAAAUGUGUCCAAGUGUAAGAUUUUUUAUAAAAUUAUUUAUUUAUUGUACCUACAUUGAGAAUGAUAAUAUCCUGGUGAUGCUGGACGUUGGGAAAGCUAUAAAAAAAAUGAUCAGUAUUACGAUAUUUUUAAUCGAUCGUUUGCUUUUGCGUUUAGUUUUCGUAAUUGAAAAUGUUCGUUGUGGCUGAGACUAUAACGAUUUAAUUACUAUUAUUUUAUAAAAAUUUAUCAUAAGAAAUCAUUACUAAAGUUGUGCGCUGUGCAAAGAAAACCGCAAUGACUGGAAACGUUGUCCUUAAACUUUGUAUAAUUUUUAUUGACAUUUUCAUUAAGUACGUGAAUCUUUUACUGAAAAAUUUCUUACAGUUGAUAUUUUUUACCUUUUCAUUUUUCAUCUCGUUAUCAUGUGAUGACUAUCAUGUUGAAUAUUGUGAUUUGUAUUUUUUUUUCUUUCUUUCGUGUAUUUAAAUGAGCUUAAUAUUGAGUCAGAACUUCACGAUGAUCGAGUCACAUCCGUCUAAUUUAAUUUUCUUAUUUAAUUUUUGAUAUUUUGGAAUUUUCUUUUUCAACCGUGAUCGUUGAUGAAUUAAAAAUAGGUACUAUCGGGUAGCCUUCUUCCCGAUUUACAAAUUUUGAUAUAGGUAAUGUCAAUAAUUUGGUUUUCGCUUGCACGUAUUUUGUAUCCUAAUCAACUAUGUUGUGUUAUUAUUAUUAUUUUUUUUCCAUAAUUGCCUGAAGCUUGUCAUUUCGUUGAACCUAUUUAUAAAUGUUACCAUUGUUACCUUCGACUAUGAAUUAUAGCUAAAAGAGAUUGAGAGUAAAUUUUUGAAGAUGCAUACUGCGCAUGCGCGAGUUAAAAUUAGCAAGUUUUUCAUAUGUGAUCGAUUUUUGAUUUUUGCAAAGUGAUCAAGGAUUUUGAGUAAAUUUUUGAGUUCUUAUUUCGUCUCCGUCAUCUGCGAUUCGAUCAUCUUCAGCUUAAUUUAAAAUAAACUCGUACAGUCAAACAAAUUGUACUGAUCAACUCCAUGCGCAUGCGCAAUAUGGACCCUCAAAAAUUCACUCUCAACCACGAAGUUUCACCGACUAGCUCGGUCCAUUUUAGCUAUACAUAUUUAGUCAAAGAUUGUUACUUGUUUUGAAAAUAUAUAACUCUAAUCGAA